This is a messenger RNA of Varroa destructor (honeybee mite), 11603 nucleotides long. Its product is annotated as nephrin-like. The record is from RefSeq and is a predicted model, not a curated record. Gene Ontology annotation, molecular function: cell adhesion molecule binding. Gene Ontology annotation, biological process: cell-cell adhesion. Gene Ontology annotation, cellular component: cell-cell junction; plasma membrane. Lineage: Eukaryota; Metazoa; Arthropoda; Arachnida; Mesostigmata; Varroidae.
UUCAGCCCAUGUGUGCGUGUGCUUUAAACAACUACGCGUACAAAUCAGAAUAGGCGUCAAGGGUUAGUAGAAAGAAAUAAACGACGAGAGUAGCGGGCCAAGACAAUAGCGACGACAAGGUAAGGUGGAGUAGCGUUAAGGAACUGAGUUGUUUGCUAUGGUGACACUUUCUAGCCACGUAGCGGCGUAAGAAGAAAUGGUGGUGCCAUUUGUCUGAAAACUGCCUAAUUGGUAGUUUUGGAGGAGGGGUUCAUCGCUUGUUGUUGUUUUGUUUGGUUCAUUGAUUGGUUAAAAAAUUGUGGGCGUAAUUAGUUUUUCAUCACAAUCUUCUUCACCCUUGCUCAGUGUGUGCGCGCGUUCGGAAAAGAAGGUGAGUGGCUGUUGUUAACCGGAUAUAAACCCAGAUAUUGACCCCAUAUUUGUUUCUGACGGAUAAGUGAACCCAGUGAUUGUGUGUUGGUCCCGUUGUCGUGCCCGAUGGAUUGCUCUGGUCCCGUGUGCAGAAGCAGCAGGAACAAGAUAGCUAGGUGUCGGUAGUGUAGCAUGUGGUGAAGAAAAGACGGCAGGCCGUCAGGACAGUGCCCUGCACAGGACGCGAUGAGGACGACAACGACCACGAAGCGUGCUGCUACUAUUACUGCUACUGUUGUUACAGAAACAACAACAACAACAACGUUUGCUGCGACUUCAAUAAGAAGAAAAAGAAGAAGGAGGCCGGCAGCGCUAGUGGCAUGGUUGCUGCAGCUGCCGAUACUCAUCGUCCUCGCUAGUCCAGCGGUUGCCGUGCAGAGCUUCAGAUUACUGCCGUCCGAUUCGGAAGUUGUGGAGGGAGGAAGUGUGAUACUUCGUUGCGAGGUUGACAAUCAGGAAGGAGAUGUUCAGUGGGCUAAAGAUGGGUUCGUUCUUGGGUACGAUCGGGCAGUCCCCGGUUACGAGCGCUAUUCGAUGACGGGUAAAGCGCGCCGCGGCGAACAUAACCUGCUCGUGGUAAACGCAACAGUAGACGAUGACGGUGAAUACCAAUGUCAGGUGGCUCCAAAGGGCAAUAGUAGAGCAAUUUGGGCCAAUGCAAAGCUCACCGUUCUAUUACCGCCGAAAACUAUUGAGAUUGCCAAUUACCUGAACAACAGUCCCGUCGAAGUGAAGCAACAGGAGACAAUACAGCUGUCAUGUCUUGUCGGCCAGUCGAAACCCCCCGCCGAAAUCAAAUGGUUUCGAAAUAACGCCGAAAUCCACCGACCUGAUAUGAUCGAGUAUAAGACUUUAGAAGGAGACAGUGGUCGACAUUCUGCUGUUUCAACUAUCACGUUACGCCCGUCACCCGAGGAUAACGGUGUUGCGUAUGCCUGCCAGGCGCACCAUCAUAAACUUAAACCGCCACUGACGACGCUCGUGCGGCUUUCCGUUCUAUUUCCGCCCGAUCCGCCCGAAAUACUCGGAUACUCUGAAGGGGAAGUUCUGCGUGCAGGUAAUGCAGUGACAUUACGUUGCGUCUCGCGCGGAGGCAACCCCUUGGCGUCGGUUCUUUGGUAUCGGGGAAGUGAUACCAAACCCUGCGAUAGUUCGUUUAGUUCCUCCGACAGAAACAGCGUCAAUACAUUGAACUUCAUUGCAAAUGCCAGUGAUAACAACGCGAUCUACCGCUGCGUAGCAACAAAUCCCGUUAGCAAACCGGAAACGGCCCAAGUAAAACUUUCUGUACACUAUGGUCCUUACAUGGUUACCGUAGAACCUGAUGGGCCUUCUUCAGCAAAGGUAGGAGAUAGAGUAACAAUGCGUUGUCGAACCGCACCCAGCAAUCCGAAGGCUGACAUCUCAUGGACCGUCGAUGGUCGACCAGUGAAUGGAUCAAAGUUAACAAGCCGACAUGUCGACGGCGGCUGGGUGACAAGCUCUGAACUCUCGGUCGCAAUCACCAAACAGGAUCGGCAAAUGAAAGUUUUCAUCUGUUACGCAGUUAACAUUGCACUCGGGGAGACUGUUGUCCAGACUGCUGCUAUUGAUAUAAUUUAUCCACCCAGCCCGCCUGUAAUCUACGGUUACCUCGAAAGUAAACCAAUGAAAGCUGGCGAGCAAUACGCGCUUACCUGUGUUACCAAAGGGGGCAAUCCAGCACCACAACAUGCUUGGUUUCGCGGAAACAACAGGGUGGAAAGUAGUGUAAAAAAUGACAAUUUAACCGUUAAGUCUGAAAUCGUUUUCACCGCAUCAGAGAAGGAUAAUGGCAGACCUAUUCGCUGUGAGGCAUCCCAGAAGAACAGCGUUCCCCAAAAGAAGAGUGUCACACCAAAGGUUCUUUUUGGUCCCUUUAAUGUGACAGUGCACCAGGUAGGCCAAUUGGUUGCAAGCCACAACGCCACUUUUGAAUGCCGCACAGGCCCAUCUAAUCCUCGGCCAGAAAUCACUUGGUGGAAAAAUGACAAACUCGUCGAAGCCGGUCAGCAGGAAAUUGAAGUGAGCAGCAUCCAUGGUGGGGUAAUCAUAGUAAGUCGUCUUUCGUUAAACCCUCUACAAGUCAAUGACCAUGGCGCCACAAUCCGCUGCCAGGCGACGAACCGUGCCCUGCAACGGAGCGAGCAUCAUACCGUGGACCUGAUUGUUGAUCAUGCCCCUGUUAUAAACCUUCGAAUAGACUCAUUGACGUUCUUCGAAGGCGACGCAGCCCUUGUACAGAACCUUGUCAUAAGCGCUUAUCCACCAGUAACCCGCUUCGAGUGGAUGCAUGAAGGCAGGCGUAUUCCACUAGCCAAGGAACCCGAAAAAUAUCGAGGGGGGCCAAGACAUCGAAUUACCUACCGGAACGAUGUGCUCAACUUCACUGAAAUUCAUCGUAAUGACUCAGGCGUUUAUAUACUCAAGGCGCAAAAUGCUGUCGGUUGGGGAGAAACCAACUUUACCAUUGAUGUUCACUACCCCGCAUCGAUAACACACAUUGACGAGGUCGUGUAUGCUGACGAUGGAAGCAACCCGAGCCUGCAGUGUCAAGUCGAUGCCCAUCCCGUCUACAAUGACACAAUUUACUGGGAGCGCGAAGGUUUCGACAUGUCCCGAACGCGUACAACGUUUAAGGGCCGAGCGGACGAGAAAACCGCUACCUCUUUCCUUACGAUUUUCAAUGUAUCCAAGGCUGAUAUUGGCGUAUUCAACUGUAUUGCCAACAACAGGCUGGUAACUACCUCAGCGCAGAGGGGAGCCAUGCUCGUUGUCAACUUCAAGCCUAAAAUCGAACGUCAUCCGGCGUUAGCGAAAGCGGCUGCAAAUGAAACUGGUACUGCACGUUUGCCAUGCCAAGCAAAUGGGGCUCGUGACGUGACGUUCUCGUGGCGCCGCAAAAAUGUUCAGUUACAGCCGGGCGCAAAAUACGAAAUCAUACAGAGACGCCUGGAAGGAAGCUUCGUCCAAUGGGAAAGCGAACUGGUCAUAUCUGACGUGCGGACGUCGGAUUAUGGAAACUACACCUGCGUUGCUCACAAUGAUCUAGGAUCAGAUCACGCUCAAGUGCUUCUGACUACCGUCGGUUCGCCUGAGAUCCCGGGGUUCGUGUCGCUCAGUAACGCAACUUACAAUUCAAUGACAGUUAGCUGGCAGCCAGGGUUUAGCGGUGGGUUGGCGCAAAGCUUCAAAUUGCGCUAUCGGCCACGCGACAAAGUACAGGAAGGCUUUUCCUAUCGAGAGGUGCCAACGCCAAAACAGUUCAAUAUGACGGUGUCUGGUCUGGAGAUGGACACCGAAUACGAGUUUAGUCUAUUAGCAUACAAUUCCAUCGGGGAAAGCAAUUUCAGUGAGCCGAUUUUUGAAAGGACUCUAGAUGAAAUCUUGCCGCCCAGUGGUCAGUCACUGCCAUCGGCUAUAUCGAAAGUGGACAUCCCCAAGAUGAUUAUAACGUCAGUCUCGGUGGUAGGAACUUCACUGUUGUUCCUCAACAUACUUCUUGUCAUCUGUUUCGUCCGCAAGAAGAAGGGCAAGCGGCAGAAGGACGAAGGUACCUAUCAUUCGUAUUCAGAGGAAAGCGAACAUUCGGCCACGAAGCCUGCGGCCAUCGAAAUGUAUGCUCCGCCUCCGAGCUACACGAACGCGACCGUAGCCGAAACAGUAAGUUCGACGUCAGACAAGAGUGAUACCGCACACUUCAGCUGUUCCGACGACUCCACUUCGAAGCCGUCGUUCAUCCUCGAGGGGACCUCGUUACCCGCGAACACCGUCGAGACCAAUCUGCACUACCAGCCCGCGGCGCACUCGACGCUGCCCACAUUCCACCACCCCGAUGACUCCUCGCUCGUGACAGGCGGUGCCAAGCCCCAGGUAGCAGCGAGCGGAACUGAUCGCCACGCGACGCUUCCCGCACGCCACCAUCAUCAUCGGGUCCACUACGCACCGGAAGUACAGCGGCGUCUUUCGGAGGCUGAGUACCCAUACUUCCGGGCGGGCUCAGGACCGCCCACGCCACCGGGUCGCACCUCGGCAUCGGCGAACGGCGUUGGGUCAGCGCCCCCCGGUGUGGUAGGGCCAGUAGCGCCUGCCGGCGCUGUAGGAGUCUCUCUACGCGGUGACAUGUAUAAUGUGGGCUACAUCAGCUACCCGCACGCCGAGCUGACCUCAUUUAACAGUAAUCCACUGGCGACCGCCACUCAAAGGAUCAGUGAACACGACGGACAUUUAGUGUAAUAGUUAGUGACAAAGCGAUAAUAAUAAUAAUAGACAGACAACUCUAGUACUACACACAGAACUAAAAAUCAGAUACAAUACAAUAUAGUGUAUCUGAUUUUUAGUUUUGAGAUAGAUACAAGACAGAAACGGAACGAGCCCUGAGUUAUAGAACGAUCACCUACACUUUCUAACUGGUUAUGAUAACAAUAUUGAUGUAGCUGACUAGCCUAAGGCCUAGCUCUACUUCUAGCAGCCAAACGCGGAGUAUAGUAAGAAAAUAAUCGUAGUAGUUCAGAACAACAAAGAAAUUCUGGCUGAAUCGUCAUAGUCAUUUGAUAUAACGGGUUGAUACUGAUCUGAUAAAUCAUAGGGAUGUCAAAACUGGUUAUGUAGGUGAUGCGAAUUAUGGUGAAGAAAAUUAUUACGGCAAGAAUGUGACAAUAACAAGAACCUGUGUUUAGUUGUAUAAACUUUAUUAAUAGUAAUGCAAUGUCAGAUAUCUUUCAGCGGUGGUUCGCGAUCAUAAUACCAACUGAUUCUCUGGAUUCUUCAAAGACUGACAGCCAGCUAUUUGGUAAUGCUCAUUUGAAAUUCAUAAAUAAAAGACAGCGUGUGCUAUUGCUUAGAGUUUACAGGUGCUCACGACACCCCAGGCAUAUAGAGUGCGAGACAUGUUUGGUCCUCUCAGGUUUAUAUAUUGUAUUUUACUUUAAUUCAAUACGUUUCGGAAAGACAAGCUGUCAACAAGUCAUGCAGUUUAUCCGCUAAAUUUUCGUCUAGCCAAAAAGGUAAAAAAAAAAAGAUUAAUGUAACGGAAGCGACCUUUGUUGCCACACACGAUGCACUGGUCACACCUAACAACCCAUUGCCCCGACAUUUUCGUCGUGUCAUCGCCAAUCUAACAUACAGUUACUUUGCAACAUGAUUCGGUCGGUUACUUCGGUUUAGUCGGCAACUAGCAAUAUGUUGCAAAUACUUGAUAUAGUUUAAUAUAGCGGAUGGCAAAAAUGCUUACCUGACUAUCGAAGUCUUGACGGCGGUUUCGGUAAAAGGUCAAUCCUUUGGGUCUGUCCACGAGAUACCGAGGUCGACACGAGAUUUUCGUUCGUUGACUUGCUUUCAGCCUCUCCAGUGGCCGUAUCUCGAACAAAUCCAUUGUAUUGUCCUCUUUUGGGUCCGUGUGUACGCCAGCGUAUGGUCCAUAUUCGUGUUUACACGAGUUUCAUGUACUCGCUGACACUAUUUCAGCUAGCUGCUCAAUGCCGCCUUGCCAAUUCAGACGCAGAAGCAAACGAGCGCUGAAGGUCAACAAGACGGCUCCAGGCGGAAAAAACAAAAAAAGGACAUUAUGUAUCAUUACUGUGCCCAUCAGAAAACAGCGGCAGUACAACGGACCUGCGUAUCACAUGGGUGAGAGAGAGUGCUAUAAGAUACAACAUUGAGGUUGAAUGGAGCAUAUUUGUCAGGUUAGUAUGUUUAACCUAUUAUGUCCUAUCGAGGAGCUGUGGAAGGUGAAUCAAGCAAGGAUGGGAAUUAAAUUAUUUGCGUUUUUUUUUUUCUUCUAGCUAUAUAAUGGCCAAGAGAAGUCUGUUCUCUCUAUCAAUAAUACUCUGUAAAGUGGUCGCGUGAGUGAGCUUUUGUAUUUGAUAUAAGCACACUUUACGCCUAGAUUAUAGCACUAAUUAUGAUAGUAAUCAUUGCCAGCUAAACUGAACAUGGCCGCUCAUACGUCAAUCUAUAUCGAAUGUUGGCGGCCAUCGAGAAAAUGGGGGCCCCCAAGCCAAAAAUCGAUGUUAUUCUUUUGUGCGUCAGUGCAAACGUGUGAGUGACGGAAUGAAGUGGGUGAAUGUCUGAGAUACCGGCGUGCUGACUGGAUUUGCUAGCUGUGUAUGCGUGCUUGUGAAUGAACGUGUUUCUGAAUUGUAUGUAUCUGAGACGUGAAGGAUAAAGCGUAACGGCAACAUUUGCGUGUACGAAUGCAAAAUGAGACCUGUAGAGCGAAAUAUUUGAUUAGUAAAGGAAGAAGAAACAAUUGACACUGAUAACGAUGAUGGUAAAAAAAAGCUAACAGGUGGCACAAUUGCCAUUUAUAACCGCAAUAAGAAGGCAUAAAACGAUAAUGAAAAAUAUGAGACAGUUGGAAGUGAGCAGCGAUGGGCAGCAGCAUCGAGAGUUUUAGUCCGAACAAUUUCAAAACAACAUAGAACAGAGUAGAUGUGCACAGGUAGACAGUUUCUUCUAGGUUAGGAUGGCACGUCUGCUGGUAGGUGGGGACAAGCUAUUUAACAGUUUUGUCUACUAGUGGUCUUGACGGAUUUGUCCGUCCUUUGUUUGAUAUAUUAAGAAGUCGAAAUUACGGGAUCGUCUGUAUGAUAAAAAAAAUUCAGGAAGAUAGGCGUUGUUCCUGAUUGCUAGAGGAACCUUGCUGAUGAGGUUGUACAUCAACGGUGCUAUACAAUCCCAUCUCGAAGCACAACAAACUCAUCUCGAUGAGAUUUAUAAUUGAGCAAGGUCAUAAAUGUUUCACGUAUAUGGAAUUUAAAGCAAGUAAGCUUCUUUACAAAAGCAAGUUUGUGGUCCGUAUUCACGAGCAGCACUCCAAUGCGGUGUUGGACAGCCUCUGGUUGAAUCAAAUUCGUGGCUUCGUUUUUUGAGCCCUCGACAAACGUGCUCGCGCUGAAGUCCGGGCCACGUGUUGUACAGCACGAAUACACUAUACAAAUAGGUCACACACACACACACACACACACACACACACACACACACACACACACACACACACACAUAUACACACACACACACACACACAGACACGCACGCCCAGUUGCACACGUCCAAAGAAAUACCCAAAUACGACAGGAAUCUCAGACAGGCACCAACACAUACGUUUGUGAUGUUGUUCGAAUCGCCUUUGUUCGAAAUCCACUGAUGAUGCUGAAGGCUAAGAGAAGCCGCCAAAAAAUAAGGGAAAAAUAAAGCUAUAUACUAAGAGUUAAAUGCUAAUGCACAAGCCACUUUGCCGCCAAAGACUGGCUCCGCAACGACAGUAGCGAUACAAGCGUUGUUUAUGACGAUAACGUUUGUAUUUAAAAUACUUUGGACUUUCUUAAAUAUGAGAAAUAAGCAGCAGAUGUUUUUUGUUGUCUAUUAAAAUGUUUAGACUAGCUGAAAUCUUAAGGACCGAACAACCGCUUGUUGCCUCGAGAAGUAGCAUAGAACUAGUGCGAGUAGAUGAGUGAAGGAAAUCAGUCGAAUCUGUUUGCAGGGAUGAUGACAAAAAAAGGUUGAUGAUAUUACAAGAUAAAGAAGGCUAUAGAAGGGAAGGAAGUAACAUCUGUAUCGGGGAGUAGCGCAGGUGGUGGCCAAGUUCCGGUCAUCGAGUUGUCGCUGUUCGGACCCAUCCGUUACUCUACCGUGCCGAUACGAGGGGCGAACGGAAGCCAACUGCAGAGCGCAAUUAUGCCCCCACCAGUUUCACCGCAGACACGACAGUAAUUGCAGACGACACAACAACAACAACAACAACAACAACAAGAUAGACUGUAGCGAGAAACAUAGUUACAGAUGUAAAGAACUUAAACAGUCGUGAACGCAGCAGCAGUAACAUGAAGAGCUGUAGUAACGAGAAGAGGCAACAAAAGCGGGGUCGAGGUAUGCCAUUAGCGAAGGACCAGUCAGGAAUCAAUUAAGACAGAGCAGCCUAAAUGACGUCUAAUAGCAUUAGAAGUAACAGUGCCAAAAACACUGUUAUCUUCACAUUUGCCAACAGACAUAGCGUUGGCAACAGUUCAGUCAGAAAACCCUCUUUGAGUUAUCUUCUCGAUAUUAUGGUAUACAAUGGCACCUAUAGAACAAUGAAACUGUUGUGCAGAUGCCUUUCACGGUAACUCCGAGUCGUUGAACCUGAUCUGCCGGAUGUGCAGCGUGUACUGACGGUAAGCACACAAAUUGAAUACUCUUAGAAGGACUAAUUGGUGAAAAUAUAUGCGCCUGUAUACUAAUACAACAGUCUCGUAGCAAAAAGAGCUCAGCGGCAAAAAAAAAACCUGCAGCAAAAGUUAAUUAUUAUGCAGCGCAAAGCUCGUUGUUAUUUCUGCUGCCGCUUCAACUGAAUUGAUAUCUUUGAUCUUGGACAAAUGGAAAUCGACGAUCGCGUUAAUAAAUGUAUUUAAUAAAGAGACAGAAUGACGAAAACGUCACAUAGCCGCCGUUGGAUGUGGUAAUGAAAAAAUGAAGGAGGUGAUAUAAUAAACCAAAAUGAGAUUGAACAUAUAUAUUGGGUUCUCGAACAAGUAUUCACCGUUUGUAGUAAAAAUCGAAGCAAACAUUUUUAUAGCUUAAGCUAACAGUACAAAACUUAGUAAGCGCCACUUUAAUCGGUGACUUGCUUCUUUUUUUCUUUCUAGUAACAUCGUAAUCUUAUCACUCACUAUAGAGGUUCUGUGAUUUCCGGGCGGAAAAUUGCGACAAAUGGUUUUUGUAUUUUUCUAUUAAUACUAAAUUAUUACCAUUAGGCGAACCUUAGAGACCAAGAUACACGUAAUAGUCUUACGGUGUAAGAUUCGGGUCAUACGACGGGUGCAUUGAAAUUAGCUCCGAAUUCUCCCAGUUUUGAGGUAUGGCAAUAUCAUGAUGGAAUAUGACGCUUUUUCUUCUUCAUUAGAAUUUUUCCAAUUGGUGGUUAUAAUUUUUUUUAGUUGUUGACCGUGGACGUCCGAAUCAAUUGUUUUGCCAGCAAAAGCUCACAGUGCAGAGUUCUUUUGCACUCCUAUCAGGCACACAGCAUUACCUUGUUUGGCGUCACUCUGAGCUUUGCCACGAAUCGUGUAGUACAUCUUUUCACUUGCACAAUAUUUGUCGUACGUAAUCUACUUUUUUAUUUUUUUUAAUAUCGGAUCAGCCACCUCAAAAUGGCUCGACUUUGUUUCGUUUCUAUAGAGUUCCUUAGAUAGAAAUAUGAUUGAGUGACUUACUUCGCGUAAACUCGCGUGGCAGCCAAGCAUCGAGCUUUUUUGUGUAGCCAAGUUUUUUUCAAAUGGAUUAACUAUUCAAUGAUGACUGUUUAGUCCCUUGGAAGUAUCCAUUUCUAUUACAAUUUCACUUUUUUCCGUAAUUGGUCGACCUUUUAUAGCGAAACGUCCCGAACUAAAGUGAGAGAACCAUCUUUGUGCCGUUCCUUUCGAUAACGCAACUUGAUCAUAAACCAUUUUUUGUAGAUUUGGACAACAUUUGCCCCUUUUUCGUAAUACAAAUGUAAAAUACAACGAAGCUUUACAAAUGAUUAGUUUUAAACCUGAGUAAAGGCGUUCUGACAGCUUUGGCGCAUCUAGUACCGCCAGAUCUUGGCUUUCAAAAACGCUAACGCCGACCCGAAAUGACUCAUAUUACGUUAGGAUCUGAAUGUAAAGCAAAACAGUUAAUACUUUUUCAACAACCCAAUAUAUAUAUAUAUAUAUAAUAUAUAUGCCCUUCAGCAAACAUAAAGACAGCAGGGUGAUCUAGUAAGCACAUACAAUAUGACACAUAGUUUACAUAUAACUCACACAACAUGCAGAUACCCAGGAUUGACGAUAGUAAUACAUCUACAAACCAACAGAUGUUUCCAACAGCAUACACAAGAGACCGCAAUGCGCCAUUGAAUAGCAAUUGUACAUCUAUGUAAAUACUGUGUAGUAUCUCAACAUGUUUUGUAAAUAUUGGGGGGGAACAGAAGACAUCACUAAAAAAUAGAGAACGAGAGAGACAAGUUAGCGGAACACGGAGAUGAUUUUGCAUAGCUGACUGUAACAAUGAUGACGAUGAAUAUUGAAAUAAAGAAAAGGAUGAGCGAUUAUAUUGCAACUUCUGAGUGUGGGACGGGGUUUACGAUUGAAACAAUGAAGUUUGACUAUGAUAACAUCCAAUAUCGACUUCACAAGAAGACCUUUCGGUACGUGUCUCAGAGGCAAAGUAUCGGAGUCGGUGACGUUAUCGUAAGUGACAGUGGCAGAUCCGUAAAGGUCGUCUACGAACGAUCAUAACAAAAAUUACCGAAUAUCAACGACGGUGACGUUAUUGCCGCCCUCUCAACGGACGACACAGAAACGCAAUAUUAUAACUCUAAUAAAAUAUUCACAAACAAAAUAAAUUUGAAGAUAAAAUUAUUGCCUCAUAAGAAGAGCACAAGGAACAAAAUGAUCAUACGCCAAUCGCCGACCUACAUGUCUCCUUGUGGAGUUGAAUUCUGCAGACGCAGCUCAUACUAAAAUACAACACCUACGAUGUUCUUCCUCUUGUAGCCGACAAUUGCCACACAAAAUGACAAGAAGCCUCUGCAGCGACAAAGAUGACGGCACGCGAAUGGUAAUUGCAGAAAGGGCGAGUACCUAGACUGCACAAAACAAAAGGAAAACGGCAAACAUGCGGGGUAAACAAAAAGCCACUAGAACAUGCGAAGCUCAACGGGAAAUGAAGUCGCCGUUGAGCAACGGAUCAUUUACGUUAAGGAACAAUUACUGCGGUAGAUUUAUGUUGGACUGGCAUCGUUCGAACGAACAAAACUAUAUAAAACUUCGUUAAUGGAGGCCAACCAUUUUAAUCUACACAUGAAAAAAAUUAACAAACGACAAUCGGGUAAGUACGAUUUAUGAAUAAUCGAGUAUUUAUGUGGUAAUAAUUGUGCCCAUGUACCGAAGAUAGGACAGUAAAAUUAAAAUCAGUUAGGAACGAUUUACGUUGCCGGAUGUCCGGUGCCAGCCCAAAAAAGUGACUAAUUGCCAAUUCAACGAUUUUACAUGACCGAACAGGAGUUAAAAAAAACAUGGCAAUGAUGAUGAUAAUGAAUAGUUGAAAAUAAAAAUAAAUAUGACAACAAUAAGCCACAACAGCAGCAACAGGACACCCAUCCAACGACUGACGAUAAUGGCGGGUGAAACAUUUUGUAAUAUGUUGAAUAAAUUGAAUGCUUUAAAAUGUAA